UCAGUUGAGUUGCCAAAGUAGUUAGCCGAGGCGGAAGGAGGAGUCUGCGGCAGUCUGAGGGGGACAUCAUGUAGUUUAACGCACACUGUGUGACUUGAAAUAUUUAGACCUCAGUGUUUCUUCCCUCCUUUUGUUCACUUGGAAACUCAUUUGUGGUUUUUUAACAUCCAACCGACAUCAUGUUCCUGCGCGGAUCUAAAAAGCGACGGUCGAACCGCUCGCAGGAGGAAGAGGACCCAGACAGAGGGCAGCCCUGUAUGCACUGUGGGGACCAGUGCCCCGGCUUCCGUGUCCAUGGCUGGAGGAAGAUUUGUGUACACUGCAAGUGUGUGCGAGAGGAGCAUGCCGUGCGCUCGGUGCCGGGCCAGCUGGAAAAGAUGAUGACGAAGCUGGUGUCAGACUUCCAGAGGCACUCCAUCUCCGACGACGACUCGGGCUGCGCCUCCGAGGAGUAUGCAUGGGUCCCACCUGGGCUCAAGCCCGAACAGGUAUACCAGUAUUUUAGCUGCUUGCCAGAGGACAGGGUGCCUUAUGUGAACAGUCCAGGGGAGAGAUACCGAAUCAAACAACUGCUGCACCAGCUUCCAGCCCACGACAGUGAGCCCCAGUACUGUAACACCCUGGACGAGGAGGAGAAGAAGGAGUUGCGUUUGUUCAGUCAGCAGAGGAAAAGAGAAAACUUGGGCAGAGGCGUCGUCAGACUCUUUCCAGUAACUAUGACAGGAGCCAUCUGCCAGCAGUGCGGCAGACAGAUCUGCGGUGGAGACAUAGCUGUGUUUGCCAGUCGGGCAGGACACGGCAGUUGUUGGCACCCUCAGUGUUUCCAGUGUGCCUCCUGCAGUGAGCUGCUGGUCGAUCUGAUCUACUUCUACCAGGAAGGACAGAUCUAUUGCGGCCGGCACCACGCUGAGAGGCUCAAGCCCCGCUGCCAAGCCUGCGACGAGAUUAUUCUAGCCGAUGAAUGUACAGAGGCAGAAGGAAGAUACUGGCACAUGAAGCACUUCUGUUGUUUUGAAUGUGAGGCUGCACUGGGCGGUCAGCGUUACAUAAUGAGAGAGAGUCGACCGUACUGCUGCUCCUGCUACGAGUCCCUGUAUGCAGAGUACUGCGAUACCUGCGGAGAACACAUAGGUAUUGACCAGGGCCAGAUGACAUACGAGGGUCAGCACUGGCACGCUGUGGAGUCGUGUUUCUGCUGCGCCCGCUGUAAACUACCUCUGCUGGGGCGUCCCUUCCUCCCUCGAGGGGGGCUCAUCUUCUGCUCCAGGUCCUGCUCGCUGGGCGAGGACCCCAAUAACUCCGACUCCUGUGACUCGGCGCUGCAGAGCAGACUGCCUCAGCAUAGACGCUGUGAGACAGCAGAGAAACACCUGCAGCCACAGUGUGGUUCUCCACUGCAGCCACUAGAGGGCAUCAGCCCCCCUAUAACUCCUACAAAAGACUGCAUUCAUACUGCAGUGGAAAACAGAGGCGUCCACUGCACUGCUCCAGUUCAAAGCGGAGUUCCUUCACCCAGUGGUCAUCCUCAUCCAAGGGGCUCCUACUCACCUCUUCCCCACAUUCAUCUAGGAAAUGGCUUAGGUCCAUCUUGGCCCAGCGACCUCCCACAUUACAGUUUACUGCCAGGGGACUGUACUAUCAAACCUCCUGUCGGUGGUCUUCAGUUCCAGGGAGAGCUGAACGGAAAUACUGGACUAACUGGUCUUAAUUCAAGAGGAACCUCUACUGCUAAAGACUGUAGGAACUGGGUGGAAAGGACAAGUCAAGUUAUGCAAGUGUCUCCUCAUCAGAACAACUCACAUGUAAACCACCUCACUUCACGUGACUCGCCUCCCCUCCCGCCCAACAACCCAUCCAUCCUCCCACCUCCUCUGCCCGUCAAGUCUCGUGACUUGAUGCCCCGGGAGUCACCCCCACCAAACCUCCCCCCACCAGAGGAAAGACCCUCUGAUUCUCCGCCCCCGCUGUCUCGCAGUGGCACAGCUAGAGUCAGUUUCAGAGAACCAAUCAGCAGCAGCUACUCUGUUGACGAGGAUGAAGAUGAGAAUGAGGAAGAGCUGCAAGAGGGCGAGGAAAACCAGCAGGACGAAGAUGAGGUGGAGGGAGGUUUUGGAAGCAGGUUACAUCUACAGAAAGGCAUCCCGCCACAGAUGGAUCUACUGGAUGGAUCCUCUUACCACCAGCGGAGUCUGCGGCGAGGGUGGAGCCGGUGCCGUAUCCCCUCCGACCCUGCUCUCCACCCGGGAGCAGAGAGGCGCUCCCGACGCUCGCGACCCGACCGGCCUCGGCUGGACGCCCUGGAGUGGAGAGGCGAGAAAGACAGGGACAACAGGGGCUCCGCCAACGCCUCCUCACUGACCCUGCAGCCGGCCCAGUACAAACAUGAAGACUCCUGUUCUACAUGCACUUCAUCCUCGGACUCAGAAGAAGAGGGCUACUUCCUGGGACAGCCCAUACCUCUGCCCCCGCAGCUCCGAAAGCAGCAGCCUGAGGAGGGCAAAGACAGAAAGGUAGAAGAGGAGAGGGAGGUGCAGAGAGACUGGGGACUGCGAGGCAGCCUACGGCGGAGAAGAGCUCACAGUCUCGGUGCAAAGGACAAAGAUAAAAACUGUGCUAUCUCCUAACCCCUAACAACCAGUAACAUCAAAACACAGCAUGUUUUGUUUCUAAAUUAUGAAGAACUAAGAAGAACUAAUGGCCCUUCAUUACUCUGGUGUUCAAGCUGUUGAUCAGUUUUACGAUGGUGAUCAUGAUUAAAUCAAACACAUGUGCAGACUUUGUUCCUGACACACUGCUUAGCAAAUGGAAGCACAGUAAACCUCAGAAAAGUCACUACCUUAGCUUUAUGGUAUUGACUUCUCAUUGUUCGACUUUGAGACGUUACAGUGUAAAUGAUGUAUGAAUCAUGGGAGUAGUGAUGAAUGUGGAGUGAUUAUUGGUAACAUUUAUGUUUGGAUUAUAUUCUAACAUCCAAGAGAGGACUCAUAACGAUGUUGCAGUUUGUUUGAACACAAACUGUCGUGACCCUGAAGUUAAAUGUUACUGCUUUUUAACACCAUAAUUUACAUAUGCAAACUUACAGUAGACCAGGAACUGACAGCACAUUCCUCCACCACACUUUGUUAAAGGAUUAUUAAAUAUAUCUUAUUUUCAACUCUACUGUAACCAUUUUCCUGUGCUUUUAUGUGCAAUUUGAAUAUUGCUGUAAUAUAUUACAGAUAUAAAUACUAAAUGGCCAAAUAGUAUGGGAUGGAGUGAGAUGACUUCAGCUAACUGGUAGUUUUAUACUUUGGAAAUCAAACUGAUUGUCAAAAUAUCACAUAAAGGAGAAUUUCAGUGGAUAUUGGAGGUGAAGUUUGUUGUGUGUGUGUUGUAUAGUCCAUUCGAAAAACUGCAAAGUCAUGUCUUCAAUCAAAAAAACACUUUUAUGGCUUUAAGGUCAUUUAUUUUUCUAUACUUGGUGUAGGUCACUUUUCUUUCUUGUUUUAUUUUGGGUAAAAGGAAGAGAUUACAAUGUCAGUUUCUGUUUCUCUGAUUGUGUGAGACAAUUUAAUAGUGAUAUUAAAUUUGUCUAAAUUGUC
Molecule: messenger RNA, 3581 nt
Organism: Siniperca chuatsi (mandarin fish)
Lineage: Eukaryota; Metazoa; Chordata; Actinopteri; Centrarchiformes; Sinipercidae
Gene: prickle3
Product: prickle homolog 3
Exons: 11
Coding region: 180-2624 (814 amino acids)
Molecular function (GO): zinc ion binding
Source: RefSeq, a predicted model, not a curated record